Molecule: messenger RNA, 1762 nt
Organism: Drosophila hydei
Lineage: Eukaryota; Metazoa; Arthropoda; Insecta; Diptera; Drosophilidae
Exons: 3
Coding region: 690-1640 (316 amino acids)
Molecular function (GO): carbohydrate binding
Source: RefSeq, a predicted model, not a curated record
ACUUCGAUGUCAUUGGCGUCUAGGAGGCGUGGGUGCCAAGAAACGUCAAAAGAAACGAAAACGAAUUCCCUGUCCAAAAAGAGCUUAAGAAGGCUGUUGAUGAUGAUGACGAUGAUGAGUGGCCCCGAGCUUAGGGCCGUGUUGCUAGCUAGUAAAUGCAAAAACUUUAGACAGGGAAUCAAUUGUUGCCUUGUUUUAUUUCGCUGAAAGACACGCAACAACAAUAGCCCAGGUAACUGGCUACCAAUUUGGAUAGGAGGCGGGGGUCGUUGGCGUUGGCGUUAGCGUUGGCGGAGCGUAAGGCCAACAACCGUGAAAAGCGCUUCAGGAUGACAGUUAUGGGUUACAAAGGCAAGGAUUGAAUCAAAUAAAUAAAGGCACAAGGUUCAGUUCAGUGCAGUCAAGAGCGGGUACGCUCCGGCCUAUAGGCCUAUAGCCAGCACUGUGGAAGGGUCGAGGGUCCUUCGAUGACGGGUUAACCUUACCAUGUGUCCAUGUCAAGUUUGCAUGCGGCUGCAGGUAAUUCUUCAUUUCGCUUUACAUAAUCAUAAUAAAUGUAGAAAGCCAAUGAAUGGCAAAUCUAUUAGCAUAUAACAUCAUAUAAAACAAAAAUACAAAGCACAAAAUGUCUGCGAGCUGAGUGAAGGAACGAAUCAACGAAUCAGUUGCAUUGUAGCAGUCGAAUCGAAAUGAACAUCUGGAAGGCAAAAGUGUUGACGGAGGUGCCCUUUGGUCAUGUGCUCAUCCUUAGCGGCAAAGUCAAGCCACAUCCCAAUAAAAUCUCGUUGGAUUUGACGGACAAUGUGAAUGCUCAGAAUGAGAGCGAAACGGUUUUUCUGAAAAUCGAAGCCAAUUUUCGUGAAGGUCAGAUCAUACGCAGCAUGUUCCAGCCAGGUGAGGGCUGGCAGCAGGAGGAGAUAUCCAAGAAUUGGAAAUGUGAUGGACCCAAAAAUCCGCUGGUCCCGGGUCAAUGCUUCACCUUUCGCGUGGCCGUCCUUCAACGCUGCUUCGAGAUCUAUGUGAAUGAUCAGCUAUAUGGUUCGUUUGAGUUCCUCAAAUUUCCGAAGCAAAUCAACUAUGUGCGCGCCUAUGGAGAUUUUGAGAAGAUCACACAGUUCCACCAUCGCAUGCUAUUCCCUCUGGUGUUUCCUCGCAGCUUGAUGUGCGUGGAUCGUGUGGCCUUUCAGAGCGAUGUGCCAAGGCGCUAUGAGACGGGCACCGUUGUGGCCAUGGAAUGUAUUGCCAAGGGUCCGCCCACAACGGAGUUUUCCAUUUGUUUCCAGUGCAACGAUACGGGUCGCAUGGUGCUCAAAUUUCAUGUGAACUUCGAUAAGACGACCGUCUCGCGCUCUUAUCAACGCGAUGACAACAGCUAUGCUCUUGAUGACGAGGAAACUGAAGGAGAAUUUCCGUUUGUGCGUGGCAAACUCUUCAAAAUCGCCUUCGGCAUUGGCGAUCGCUCGUUCCUCAUUGCCGUCAAUGGACAAUAUUUUACCUAUUACAAUUUCCCGUUACGUCCAUUUUCCAUAUCUACGCUCAAGUGCUUCACCAAUGAACUGGGCGACUUUUCCGUUAGGAGCUUGGAAUAUCACUCGGAUUCCCCAUUGCUGUCGCGUGUGGAGAAAUUGUCCAUUAUCUAAAGAGGAAUUACGGAUUUUGAAAUCUCGCUAGUUGCAAUCGUUGACAUUUUUUUCUUGUACACCAGUUAAUUAACUACCUGUAGUCUAGCAAGUUUAUUAAAUAAAUCGAACUCAUUCAUAGA